This is a messenger RNA of Arachis ipaensis, 1509 nucleotides long. RefSeq lists its product as uncharacterized. The record is from RefSeq and is a predicted model, not a curated record. NCBI's taxonomy places the organism in Eukaryota, Viridiplantae, Streptophyta, Magnoliopsida, Fabales, Fabaceae.
AUGACUCGCUUCACCAAAAUAGCCAUCAGCAUACCUGAUCUCCACCCAGAAGUCCAUUUGCACGCACUCAAAAGCGGCCUCAGACCUGGAAAGUUCCAAGAAACCAUUGCGAUAGCAAAGCCAAAAACCCUGGCCAAAUUCUGGAAAAAAGCAAAAGGACAAAUCGAUAUCGAGGAGCUCAGACAAGCUCGGAAGUCUGAUAGAACAACCUACAGAGACGACGAUAAAACUCCAACUAGUAAGAAAAGUUUUAAACUAACCCCUCGUUUUGACUCUUAUACGCAGUUUAACACUAAGCGAGAGGAUAUCAUCAAAGAGAUUCUACAUUCAAAACUCAUCAAACCACCAAGAAAGGUCGGAACAUAUCAAGACACUAAGAACGCAGAUAAAUCAAAAUACUGUGCCUUCCACCAAAAGCACGGCCACACCAUUGAUGACUGUGUAAUAGCAAAGGACUUCUUGGAACACUUAGCUCGGCAAGGCCAUCUCGAUAAGUACAUCGGAGGUCACAUCCAAAAACGUCCCAGAUCUUCCAGGACCGAAGACUCAUCUAAACAACAAUACCGAGGAAAAGAGAAGGUGUCGGCGAACAAUUACGAAAAACCACGAGGAAUCAUUAACUAUAUUUCAGGAGGAUACGCGAGUGGAGGCUCCUCAAACUCAGCGAGAAAGAGGUCAUUCCGAUCAAUAUGCUCGUUAGAUGGCCCACAAAGUGACACACAAAAUCCAACACAACUCCCGCAGCUCACAUUCACACAAGCAGACUACAUCUCUAGUAUACAGAACUUGGAUGACCCCGUUGUUAUAACUCUUCAGUUGGGAGACCUACUGGUCAAAAAAGUACUGCUAGAUCCCAGAAGUAGUGCCGACGUCUUGUUCUACUCAACAUUUCAAAAAAUGAAGCUUAGUAACAACAUCCUCCAGUCAACAGGCGGAGAUCUGGUCGGCUUCCCCGGCGAACGAGUCCAAAUAAUAGGGUCAGUGUGGUUACAAUUUUUAGUAGUAGAUUGCUUCAGUCCAUAUAACAUUAUCCUUGGUCGCCCUUUCUUAAACAAGUUUGGCGCCAUUGUUUCUACAGUUCACCUGUGUGUUAAGUUCCCUUUGCAGGACGAUCAUGUCGUCACAAUCCAUGGAGAUCAUAAGGAAGCUCGGCACUGUUACAACAUCGGCAUGAAAUUUCAAAAUAAUUCAAAACAGCAAGUUAACAGUGUCGACCUCACACACAACAGCUCGGCAAUAGCCGACUUAGACCCAAGAGCCGAUUUCCGAGAAAGGCCAACUCCCUCCGACGACUUACAAAAGGUUUAUUUCAAUAACGACCCUAACAAAUUCACUUUUGUAGGUAGGUCAAUAAGCAAGGAAGAAUUAAACGCCAUCACCACCUUCCUACAAGAUCAAGCCGACCUUUUUGCAUGGAAACCUUCGGAUAUGCCCGGCAUAGACCCGCAAAUCAUCAGCCAUAAGCUGGCUAUAAACUCGUCUGCGAAGCCAGUGCAACAAAAGAAAUGA